UAUGACGGCCUCCAACGUCAGGAGGACGUAGCUUCCUGUCUGGCCGUUUUGGUUAGCUAUUUCUUUAACUGUCUAUUGUUGAUGCUUUCCUAAAAUGGCGGCGGCUUUAGUAGCAACUUCUUCAGGCAAAGAUGCUUUAGCCGAAGGGUUGCUCGACCUCCUAAGACCAGCUAUUCAGCAGCUCGAUUUGCAUGUACACUCAGUCAGAGAAAGCCAGGUAGAAUUGAGAGAACAUAUAGACAAUCUGGCCACAGAAUUAUGCCGGAUAAAUGAACAUCAGAAGGUGGCGCUAGACCUGGACCCUUAUGUAAAGAAGCUGCUGAAUGCCAGGCGAAGAGUAGUGCUAGUAAACAACAUACUGCAGAAUGCCCAGGAACGUCUGAGGCGACUCAACCACAAUGUGGCCAAAGAGACGGCACGAAGAAAGACCAUGCUGGAGGCUUCAGGAGUGUUCACAUCCCGCUCCCCCAGUAAACCCUGAGCCUCCUCCUCCGUCAAUUGUCCUGCACUGCGUUGUCUGAUGUUGCCAUAAUAAAAAUUUGGGUUGCUAUAUGUUUACUGUUAGACAGUUGCAAAAUGUU
Etheostoma cragini (Arkansas darter) is the source of this 581-nucleotide messenger RNA. RefSeq names its product SNAP associated protein (gene snapin). The record is from RefSeq and is a predicted model, not a curated record. NCBI's taxonomy places the organism in Eukaryota, Metazoa, Chordata, Actinopteri, Perciformes, Percidae. The transcript has 4 exons. Gene Ontology annotation, biological process: endosome to lysosome transport; lysosome organization; synaptic vesicle exocytosis. The coding region runs from base 95 to 481 and encodes 128 amino acids. Gene Ontology annotation, molecular function: SNARE binding. Gene Ontology annotation, cellular component: BORC complex; synaptic vesicle; BLOC-1 complex.